Entrophospora sp. SA101 is the source of this 1218-nucleotide messenger RNA. The record is from the annotation of a GenBank genome assembly. NCBI's taxonomy places the organism in Eukaryota, Fungi, Glomeromycota, Glomeromycetes, Entrophosporales, Entrophosporaceae.
AUGGUUUCUGAUGAUGAUGAUGAUAGAAAUAGUAAUAAUCAAUGUGUUGAGUUGCAUUUAUGUUUUAAAUUACUAAAAGUGAUUUUGGUCAGAUCAACAGAAGGUUUAGAUCAGAAAAAUAGUGAUAUUAGAGAAGAAGGUGAUGAUGAUAGAUGUUCUAACGUAUUGAAAGAUUCCUUAAAUUUGAUAGUUGGAUGGCCUGUCUUCGAUGAGCUUUUCUUACUGAGAGAAGUCGAAAAUCUAAAAGAAAAUCAAGUUCUCAUUAAAUUAUUGGAUGCUUUGGAUGAGUUUGUGGCAGAUCUUGUUGAAUAUUUUACUGAUAAAAAAAAUAUCAUUAAACAUAAAAAAUAUGAUAUAAACCGAUCAAACGAUUUAUCAAAAUUCAAGAUUAAAUUAUUGAAUCUUGUUUCCUUUGCAACUAAAAAAAACAAUCAAUCAAAAAAAAAGUACUUUACAAAAUUAUUAUCAGAUGACAAAUUUAUUUAUUUAAUUGAUAAGUUUUCAGAAUUCUGGGAAAAAGGUGAAUUAGUUGACCUGUUAGAAAAUAUCUUGAACAUAGAUCGAUCAACAAUUUCUUUUAUUUCAAAUAGCGGAUAUCUUAAUAGAUAUUAUAGAAUUCUUUUGAUUGUCUUUAAUAAAUUGUAUAAUCACCAUCAAUCCACUGCUUCCAUUAUAAAACUAUCCGAUAAUUUAUAUCAAAAGUUGAUUUUUAUGUGGAAGAAUUAUCCAUCUUCCUUCUCCUCUUCUCACUCUUCAGAACUUGAUUUAAUAUUUUUACAAAUAGUAGAAAGUUAUAUGCCACCUGGACUAACACCAUCAUCGUCAUCAAGUUUGGAACAUCUGAAUUUACUACAAAAAAAUAAUAAUUAUAAAAGGUUGAUUGGUGAAUUGCCAAAGCAAAUAGAUAUUGAGGUUGUAAAAUACAUUCUUUCAGAUUUGAAUACAACAACAAGAACAAAAAUCCUGUCAUAUCUUAUCAUGAGAAAAGCAGAAUUUCGUUUAGAAUUUAAAGGAUAUUUACAACAGUGUCUCGGGCAAAGUGAACAUGUAGACAAAGCCAUUGAUGAUGAUGAAGAGACCAGCGCCAAUGAUGAAAAAGUUGAUGAUGACAUGACAUUUCCAACAAGUAAAUUAUUGACUUUUAUUUAUACGUGUAAUAUGUACACAACAUACAUUCACAUCUCAAAUGUUAAAAGUGAUAAGAAAAAAUAUUUGUGA